Molecule: messenger RNA, 8637 nt
Organism: Magallana angulata
Lineage: Eukaryota; Metazoa; Mollusca; Bivalvia; Ostreida; Ostreidae
Exons: 7
Coding region: 659-6640 (1993 amino acids)
Biological process (GO): DNA integration
Molecular function (GO): nucleic acid binding
Source: RefSeq, a predicted model, not a curated record
UGUUUUAUGUGAUGUUUAAGAAACAUUCUAUGUACGACUUACUGAGUAAACAUUUUUGAGUUUCACAUGUCGGCUGGAGCCGAGCUGUUUUGCUACAGAGCAUUAUGUCGUUUUGUGUGAAGUGUGCAGUGCCAUAGUGUAAGUGAAUGUUUAUCGCAUUGUAUAUGUAUCUUUCCAGAGUUUUGAGUGAAAUUCUAGUAUGCAUAAGCUUGCAUUUUCAUGAUAGUUGAGUAUUUCUCUCCAAUGUCUAUCGGCCGACAUGACCUACUUUCUGCAUAGUGCGCAGAUUCAUAUUUAGCAUAGCAUGCAAUUGUUUCAUUGUAUAAGCAUACAAUAUAAGUCUGUAUUUUAUCAUACAGUAUAAGUUCUUGGCAGAUUUACGAUGUAUAAGUAAAUGUAAAUGUUGUAAUUUUGGAAGGUUUUGCAAAACACGUGGUUGCUGAUGAAACUUAAAUCUAUGGAAAGCAGUUCUAGUCAAUAAUACAUUUGUAUACGGAAAUGUAUGGAGUCGCAUUAUUGUCAUAGUUAUUAUGUUUGUAAAUGUAUGUGUAUUGUAACAACAAUUCAUUUGUCUUUUGUAGCUUUUUACUAAUAAAGUAUGGAGACAAGUAUGCAUUCUUAAUCCAGAACAGUAAAAAGACUGGCUCUACAAGCACACAUGGCAACCAUGAAUCCAACAGAAGAGGACACAAGUGGUCGUCCCAGAAGGAAGAUCGUUUUGACAGAGACAGGAAGAGCUCUCUUCGAACAGUCUGUUUCAAAAUUUUGGACAAAACUGAGAACUGUGCGUAGGAAGUUAGAAGCAGAGAUGAAAGAAAUGGCUACAGACUCUAAGGAAUCUUACCAUCUGCAACGAGAUAGACUGAUCAACCUCGCUAAAGAGUACUGCGGAGUUCAGGAAGAAUUGUUGGCCUUUCUGGAACGCUCUAAUACAAAGGAGAGUGAGAGAGAGAAAGCAUCACAGAACGUAGUGACAGACUUACUCAUGGACAAAGUUAGUGAGUUUGUGCGCGGGCUAGACUCAGAAAUGUUGUCCUUUGUGAUGAGUCCCAAGCCUGUGACAAUGAGGAGCCCCAAUCCUGUCCAAGUGAAGACUCCGAAGCCUAUACAGGUAAAGGCGGAGCCUCGGGAUUCCCCAAAGCCUGCGGAACAUGAAGACAGAAAGUCUAUUCGAUCAAGGAGAAGCGCUGGGUCUCAUCGAUCUGCUGCCUCUUCCAUCUCCUUGGCGCAGCAGCGUCUUGAAGCGGAGGAGACCAAGGCUAAACUGCAGUACGCACGGAAGGAAGCCAAACUACGUAAAGAGCAGGCAUCUAUUCAAGUGGACCUGGAAGUCCUUGACGCCGAAAGAGAUGCUGCUGUGGCAGAAGCGAAGCUACGUGCUCUUGAGAGCAUGGAACCGGACUACAUUUCUGUUUCCUCCGAAUCAGUGGCCGAACCUGUCGUAGAAGUCGAGGAUCCGAUUGAACGGGCAAGAAACUUUGUCGAAGGGAUUAGUCUACAGCCAGUAGAGACAACCUUAAAGGAACCUCUGACAGAAAUGUUGAACGAGGAAUCCCAUAAAGCAACAGAGAAACUUAACAGCGAGUCAGUCAACCCAGUUCCGAGAAUAUCUACACCUGUUCCCAAGGGAUUGGAAUCAUCCAAGAACACAGUGUUUGAUAUUUCAAGCUUUCUACUUAAGAAAGAACUCAUGAUCAAUAAGCUGGUCAAUUUUGACGAUAAACCUGAGAACUUUGUACCCUGGAAGACCAGUUUUAAGUCAGUUAUUCAGGAGGCAUCAGUUUCGCCCUCAGAAGAACUCGAUCUCCUCAUCAGAUGGUUGGGCCCUAGCUCCAAGGAACACGCUAAAAGCAUCCGAGCAGCAUCAAUAGGAAAUCCUACACAAGGCUGUGAGACCUUAUGGACUAGACUGGAGGAAAGAUACGGCUCACCUGAACUGAUCGAAACAGCAAUUAAGACCAAGCUUGCGAAUUUCCACCGACUCAGUGCGAACGAACCAAGACGGUUGUAUGAACUUUCAGAUAUUUUGAGCGAAACACUGGCGUUAAAGGAAAAUCCAAAAUACAAUCAACAAUUCAGUUAUUUUGACUCAUCAGUAGGAGUGCUUCCCAUUGUUCAGAAGUUAACAUCUGGUUUGCAGAAUAAGUGGACUUCUAAAGCCUCGAAGUACAAACAGACUCAUGGAGUUACUUACCCUCCAUUUACUAUAUUCUGUGAAUUUGUGAAGGAAAUGUCAACCAUGAUGAAUGACCCUGGCUUACAAGUGACUCAGGCUUUUGUCAAAGAGACACCAAGAUACAACCAGCAGAACUUCAAACCUGCAAAAUCAGUGAAUGUCAAGAAGACUGAUUUUAAAGACUCAGGAACAGACUUUAAGACCACAGGGAAGAGAUGCCCUAUCCACGAUGCUGAGCAUACCUUGAAUGAGUGCAGGGCUUUCAGGAAGAAAUCCGUUCGUGACCGGAAAUUAUUCCUCAGAGAACAUAACUUGUGUUACAGAUGUUGCGGAUCAGACACGCAUACGUUCAAGACCUGCCGCACAGAUAUAAGAUGCGAGGAAUGUGAAAGUUCACAGCACCCUACAGCUCUUCAUCCACCUGAAAGCCAGAGACAGAAUGGCGGGGAGGGAGCAAACAUCCUCUCUAAGUGCACGGCGGUGUGUGGUGAACAGUUUACUGGACGUUCGUGUGCAAAGGCUGUACUUGUGGACGUAUAUCCGAAAGGAACCCCUUCACAACGUUUACGCAUCUAUGCUCUGAUUGAUGACCAGAGCAACACAACACUCGCAAGAUCAGAACUGUUUGACUUUAUGAAUGUGCCUCACUCACAGACACAUUUCUUUACACUUACCUCAUGUGCGGGCCGCAUACAGACGAAUGGUCGUAGGAUAUCAGGUCUGAUGGUAGCAACGACUGAUGGUUCUGUUGUGAUGGAACUGCCUACCAUUACAGAAUGUAAUGAAAUUCCCAAUGAGAAACAUGAAAUACCGACCCUUGAUGUAGUGAAACAUCACCCACAUCUUCAAGACCUACCUUUAGCUCCUAUGAAUCCACAAGCGGAAAUUCUACUACUCAUAGGACGUGACCUACUGGAGGCCCAUUAUGUGCUGUCUCAGAGACUUGGACCUAAGAACUCACCCUUUGCGUUGCAGCUGAAACUAGGUUGGGUCGUCAUUGGAGAUGUAUGUAUCAACAAGUCGCAUAAACCAUCGACUAUCAAUGUGCUCAAGACUAACAUAGUUACCUGUGAACGUCAGUCGAUUUUUCAACCCUGUCCUAACAGUUUCCAUCUAAAGGAGGACAUCGCAUCCUGUCGAGACGAUGUUGGGUUCCACAUUUUCGAGCGGAACAGGGAUGAUGACGAAGUUGGGAUCUCUGUUGAAGAUCGCCAAUUCCUCAGGAUUAUGGACAAUGAGUUUGUGAAAGAUGAAGACGGAAGAUGGAAAGCUCCACUCCCUUUUAAGCUUCGUAGACCGCAGUUAGGGAACAACAGAAGUCAAGCGUUAAAGCGUGCGCUGAUGCUAGACAGGGAUUUGAAGCGGAACCCUAUAAAGAGGGAGCACAUGAUCACGUUUAUGAAAUCAAUCACGGAAAGUGACGCUUUAGAGAUUGCACCACCUGUUCCUCCAGGAAAAGAGUGCUGGUUUUUACCUCUUUUUGGAGUGUAUCAUCCACGAAAACCAGACAAAAUACGUGGAGUUUUCGACUCAUCAGUGAGUUAUGAAGGUCUCUCUCUCAAUAGUGUCUUACUGUCAGGACCUAAUCUAACGAAUGACUUGCUUGGUAUACUGUUACGUUUCCGUAUGGACAAAGUAGCCAUCAUGGCGGACAUCCAGCAGAUGUUUUACUCAUUCCUUGUUAGUGAAGAGGACAGAGACUUUUUGAGGUUCCUCUGGUACAAGAAUAACGACUCGGAUGAAGAACUUAUUGAGUACCGAAUGAAGGUUCACGUGUUUGGGAACACACCUUCACCGGCAGUGGCCACUUAUGGUCUACGGAAAACAGUAGAGAACGAAGAUAGUGAUGUAAGGAAUUACGUGAUGAAGAACUUUUAUGUGGAUGAUGGUCUUAUCUCCUUGCCCUCUAGUGCAGAAGCCAUUAGAUUGCUAAAGAAGACUCAGGUUGCGUUGAACAAUGCAAGAAUCAGACUCCAUAAAAUUGUGUCAAACGAUGUGGAAGUCAUGGAAGCUUUUCCAUCUGAGGACUUGGAAAAGAACUUAAUGUCACUGGACAUUGGAUCUGAUGAUUUGCCUGUCCAGCACAGUCUAGGCCUGUCAUGGGACAUUAAUUCGGACAGCUUCACAUACAGCACACGCAUUCUAGAGAAACCCUUCACAAAGAGAGGACUUCUUUCUGUUGUCAACAGCUUGUUCGACCCUUUGGGUUUUAUUGCACCCAUAGUGAUACAUGGCAGAAUUCUGUAUAGAGAAGUGGGUGAGUGCAACAGUAGUUGGGAUGAUCCUUUACCUAGUGACCGAGAGGAAGAGUGGACAAGAUGGAAGGACUCCCUCAGCUCUCUAGAAGACUUGCACAUUCCAAGAAUGUUUACGCAGCUUUCCUUAAGCCGUACUCACAUGAGGGAAAUACAUAUAUUCUCGGACGCUUCUGAGAAAGCGAUCUCAGCAGUGGUGUACCUGCGUACAAUCAGCAACUCUGGUGAUGUCCACGUUGGAUUCGUCAUUGGGAAAUCUAAGAUAGCCCCACUUCAGACUACAACUAUCCCGCGUCUUGAACUUUGUGCAGCAGUCUUGGGCACAGAGUUGGCUCAGACAGUGUUCAAACACUUGGAUAUUGACCCAGAUGCAGCGACGUACUACACAGAUAGUAAGGUAGUACUAGGUUACCUGAACAACCAAACUCGCAGAUUUUAUAACUAUGUCUCGAACCGAGUGGCUGUCAUCCACAGACGCUCUAAGCCUUUACAGUGGAAAUUUGUACCAACUGCGCAGAAUCCAGCAGACAUAGGGACUAGAUGUUUGACAUCGGUAGAAGAGCUAGCAGAGAGUGACUGGCUUAGAGGACCACUUUUACUCAGAUCUCCUCAUAGUAAAGAAGAAGUUCUUACCUUUCCUUUGGUCUCUCCUGAAGAAGACCAUAAUGUACGCCCAGAAGUAAGAGUAAAGAAAACGGAAAUAAACACACCAUUUGUGGCAAGAUUUGAAAACUUUUCAACUUGGAAAAGUUUGGUGCGUGCUGUUUAUAAUCUGAAGAAGAUUUGCCGAUUGAAAAGAGGAGCUGCAGAUUCAGCAGCAUUCGAUGUUGAGGUCAUGCAAGAGGCUGAGCAUUUCAUCCUGCAGGAAGUACAAGCUUUCUUUUAUAAGGAAGAGAUCAGAUCUUUGAAAGACGGUAAACCUGUACCCCAUUCAAGCUGCAUUGUGACUUUGAACCCAUUUAUGGACAAACGGGGCAUGGUACGUGUUGGCGGACGUCUCAACCAAUCUAACCUUCCUGUUGAUGAGAAGAACCCAAUAAUCAUCCCUGGAAAAUCUCAUGUUGCAAGAAUUCUUGUGUCCCAUUUCCACAGCAAAGUUUAUCACCAAGGAAGACUUAUCUCAGAAGGUGCAGUGAGGUCCGGUGGGUUCUGGAUCACUGGCUGUAAGACACUUGUGAACUCAGUUAUACACAAGUGCGUUACCUGCAGGAAACUCCGAGGAAAACUGGAACACCAGCGCAUGAGUGACUUACCUGCAGACAGACUGACGCCUGGUCCUCCUUUCUCAGCAGUAGGUGUCGACGUGUUUGGCCCGUGGACUGUAGCCGCGCGCAAGACCAGAGGAGGAUUAUCUCACAACAAAAGAUGGGCGGUACUUUUUACAUGUUUGACUUCAAGGGCCAUUCACAUAGAAGUCAUAGAAGAGAUGAGCUCUUCAUCAUUCAUAAAUGCACUGCGACGUUUUGUGUCUCUACGUGGCCCAGUGAAGGAGAUGCGUUCGGACCGAGGGACCAACUUCUUAGGCGCCCUGGACGCGAUUCAAGCGGAUGCCGUUUAUACAGAGAAACGACCUAUUAAAGAUUACCUUCGCAACAACAGGAUAACAUGGACAUUUAAUCCACCCCAUGCAUCACACAGAGGAGGAUCAUGGGAGAGGAUGAUUGGGAUCUCUCGCAAGAUACUAGACGCCAUGUUGUUGAACCCAAAUGCGAAACAGUUGUCCCAUGAAGUCUUGUGCACAUUCAUGUGUGAAGUGUGUGCAAUCGUGAACUCCCGUCCUAUUUGUUCACUGUCAUGUGAUCCUGACAGUCCUUAUGUCAUCAGUCCGUCAAUGCUACUUACCCAGAAAGGUUUCACAGACAUUCCUCCACAGAUUUGUGGCGACAUAAAGGAAAUCUACAAAGCUCAGUGGAAACAUGUACAACACCUUUCCGAUACCUUUUGGAAGCGUUGGAAGGAUGGAUACUUACAGAAUCUCCAAGCAAGAAGGAAAUGGUGUGAGGAACGUCCUGACGUGAAGGAAGGUGACGUGGUCCUAUUACGUGACAAGGAGUUGCACCGUGGACAGUGGCCGAUGGGUUUGAUUGUGAAGACUUUCGAAAGUGGCAACGGUCAGAAAGUGAGAACAGUUGAAGUUCGGGUGAUCAAAGACGGCAAGGACACAACCUACAUUCGACCAAUAACGGAAUUGGUGCUACUGAUUGACUAACUUGUUCAGUUUAUUAGUGUGCUUUGGUUUGCUCACAUACUGUUUAGAUUUUUGUGUAUAUGAUUUAUAAUUUUGUAUAAUUGUAAUAUCCUUGGGAUAUUAGGCGGGGAGUGUGAUGUUUAAGAAACAUUCUAUGUACGACUUACUGAGUAAACAUUUUUGAGUUUCACAUGUCGGCUGGAGCCGAGCUGUUUUGCUACAGAGCAUUAUGUCGUUUUGUGUGAAGUGUGCAGUGCCAUAGUAUACCAUGUAAAUUGAAACGGAACUUCAUCAAAGACCCACAACAGUGAGACACACUUGAUAGUUUUUCAAUACAGACGCAUUUGCCGUAAAACGAAUCUGACUUCACACCAAUUUUAACAGUAGAGAAACAUCAUUCAAGAGGUUCCGUUCCUUUUCACUGAACGAAAAUUAGGGCUGGAGCUAUGAACCUGAACAUUAACAUUACCGCCUAUGGAAAAUGCAUUAGUGGACUAUACCCAGAUCAAAGACAUAGACAUGUUUGAAUUUUUCAGAUAGAUAGUUUUUCAAUACAGACGCAAUUUGCCGGAACACGAAUCUGACUUCAAACCACGAAAUUUUAACAGGAAAGAGACAAUUUGAUGAGCUUUCAUUCAAGAGGUCCCUCGUUGCUGAACGAAAAUUAGGGCCGGAGCUAUGAACCCUAACGUUAACAUUACCGCCUAUGGAAAAUGCAUUAGUGGACUAUACCCAAUUGUUGCUCAGGGUACAAAUUGAGAUAGAUGGGCAAUACUGUCUGCUUGAUGAGAGUCUGGCUACCGUUUUUCUUUCAGAAGAUGGUGAUCCGGAGACAAAGAGGGCCAUUAGGGAGGCACUUUCAACUAGUCACAAGAAUUCCACUUCCCUAGAUACAUCAACUUCUUCUGGAGCAUCAACUUCGCGUGUAUUUGAGACCAUCCCUUCUUGCUCAGCGUCAUCAGAAUCUGCAUCAUCUGGCCAUUCUACACCCUCCAGUUCUGACUCGCAGAACACAAUGCAUGUUUGGAAGGAAAGUGAAGAACGAUUUUUAAUUGAUUUAAGGCUUCAGAGGGAGGACAAAUUUUCAGGCACAAAAUCUCAUGAUGUUCUUUGGGGAGAAAUAGCAAAUGAAAUGAAAAAAAAUGGCAUACAUGUUUCCAAAACACAACUGAUCAAUAAAUGGAAGGCAUUGAAAAAAAAAUACAAAGAAAUAAAUGAUGAAAAUAACAAAACCGGCAAUAAAAAAUAUUCCUGGAAGUAUUUAGAGCAGUUCAGUGAGGUGUAUGGCAAUAAGGCCUCCACAAAGGUAGCUGUGUCCUUUGACACAGGACGCUCCAGGGAUAAACUUAAAAUCAAUACAGAAUUGGACAAGGAUGAAGAUGUAUCAGCUGCUCCUGAAGAAGAAGAAGAUAAGCAGUCUACAUCAAGUGACACAGGUUCCAAAUCCACAACUCGUGCUAAAACUACGAAAUUAAAAUCAACAAAACGCAAGAUAUCCGAAAGCACCAAAUUAAUUGAGAAUAUCCAGGAACAAAACAGGGAACUUAUGAACUCCAUGAAAACACAACAUGAAGACAAAAUGCGAUGCAUUGAUCGAAUGCUCGAAAUGUUGGAAAAGUCUUUGGACAAAUAAUUAACUCCACAAUGUACACAAUUUUAGGUUUUACUUGAAGUAAACACUUCAUGGUUUUGUGCAAAUUGAACUGUACUAAAAUUUUGAUGAACAUCAAACCAUUCAUUUAUUCUUCCAGUGGUAGUGAUUACUAUGUAAUUCAGAUAUGACAAUUUUUCAAAAUACUGAUGUUAUGGACAUAAGCACUUAACUGAUUUCUCAAAUGAAAAUACAUUUAAAUAGGUUCAACAAGUCAAACAUGUUAGAAAGACUUGUCCUAAUUCAAAUUGUGUCCUGGGCCUCUUUUGUUUUUUGUUUUUGUUUAAAUAUACAUUGUAUUGUUGACAUUUUUCUGUUUUGUUUUAUUUGUUCUUUCACAAAAAGUGAAUAAAAGAUUGACAACACU